AUGAGUGUGUGGUUGACUUCGGGGCAACCGCCCCAGGAGAGAGAGGCCCACACGGCCGAUGAAGAACAUUUACGAUGGGCGUACUCGUGUGAUGGUGACAGUGAUUUCGUUGAAGCCGUAGAUAAUGAAGAGGAACCAUCAGUAAAGCUUCUCACAUUCAGCUUCCAAUGUCGCCGUCUGAAAGGAAGUGAGGAAAUGUCUGACGACGAUGAAGAGGCUGAAAUGAGCUGGAUGAAAUCAGUGGAGGAAGAAACGUGCAAUGGAUUGUCUUCCGAUACUAAGGAUGGAACAAAGUUACUACCCUUGGUAGACUACAUUCUCAUUUUGACCAAGAUCUCAGAUCUGGAAGGGUUUGUAGAGAAGAAUGGUGUUGAAAAGAUUUUUUCGCUAUACAGUCUACCCUCUCUUGCAGCAGAUUUGGCUGCGAGCACAUUCUCCACUAGUGUCGGUAGUAUUGUCAAAUUCGUUUUGAAACACGCAGAAUCUGGAGACAAACUCAUGUUUGCAAUCAUGGAGGUAUUCUUGCAAUCUGAAUUCAAUCCCAAUCCCAAUCGAGUCUGGGAUGCUUGGCUGACUGAUACUGGUAAGAGGCUACAUGUAGGAUUCCGCAAGUGCUCAGUGUGA
Cylicocyclus nassatus is the source of this 624-nucleotide messenger RNA. The record is from the annotation of a GenBank genome assembly. Lineage: Eukaryota; Metazoa; Nematoda; Chromadorea; Rhabditida; Strongylidae.